Messenger RNA from Salvia hispanica, 1277 nucleotides. RefSeq names its product ethylene-responsive transcription factor ERF113-like. Gene Ontology annotation, molecular function: DNA-binding transcription factor activity; DNA binding. Lineage: Eukaryota; Viridiplantae; Streptophyta; Magnoliopsida; Lamiales; Lamiaceae. The record is from RefSeq and is a predicted model, not a curated record. Gene Ontology annotation, biological process: ethylene-activated signaling pathway; regulation of DNA-templated transcription.
UUCAGGAUUUUUCUUUCUUUUUUAUUUUUUCUUUUUCUGUUUUUCCUUAAAGUCAUUCAUGCCCAUAAUAAAUACCUCUAUUUUUCACUAGUAUAAAAAGGGAAGCCCAUUUGCUAAUAUAAACCAUGCUUCCCUUCCCUUCCCUCAAGUCUAAAAAUUAUUCUUGACAGCAACAUAUGCAUACAAGAAAUAUACAUAGAAAAAAGAAUUGAUAUUUAUUUAUGGAAAAUUAUUAGUACUAGAUUUUUAUUUUAAAAAAUCACUACUACUACUAGGAAACAAGAAUCAAGCAAGGUGGAUCCAAGGCAUGGAAAGAGGCCUCUUCCAAUGGAAGCGUCGGCGCAGAACGCCGUGAUUUCAGGCCUUACUAGGAUUUUGGGGGAAGACGCUGCCCAACCCACCGCCGCCCCGCCGCCGGAGACUACUCAUCAAGAUCAAGAUCAAGGGAGUGUGAAGAAGCACUAUAGAGGAGUGAGGCAAAGGCCAUGGGGGAAAUGGGCGGCGGAGAUACGCGAUCCGAAGAAGGCAGCGCGCGUGUGGCUCGGAACAUUCGACACAGCUGAGGAUGCUGCACUAGCAUACGAUGACGCUGCGCUCAAGUUCAAGGGCGCAAAGGCCAAGCUCAAUUUCCCCGAGCGAGUCCAAGGCAAGACCGAGCUACGCUACCUCAGCAGCGGCGCCGCCUCAGGAGGAUCCUCCGCCGCCGCCGCCGUGGAUCCCUUGCUGCACAACACCUUCCCUGGGCUUCAGCAGUAUGCCCAGCUACUCUCCAGCAGCGACGCUGAAUUCCCUUACGCCACCUCAGCUCUCUACAACAACAACAACAACCAGCAGUUAGGUUAUGAUUAUUCCGCCUCCAUGCCGGCGCCGCCGCCUCCGCCGCAGCCGGAUUUUCAUCAGUCGAGUUUUGGGGCUCAGUAUGGCGGGUUUUAUGGUUCGGAUUUUUACAACUAUGGCAAGUACUAUGAUCCUAGCAACCCAAAUGGAUGAUUAAUUAGCUAUCAUUGAUCAUCAAAAUAUGUUUUUAUUGAUGAUCAGAAAUUUUCAAUAGUACUACUCUUGGAUUUUGGCAUGAUCAGAAUAAAAAGCUUUUGCUGUUAAGCAAUUGUGAUGACAUAUUGCUUGCAUUGCAUAUGAUCAUUAUGAUCAUUGCAUCAAUUAAUAUGUAUGUUUCUUUCUUUCUUUCUUUUUUUCCAUUGGAGAUUUUGCUUUUUUCUUCGUUUAGUAAACAUUUGUCCUCCAAUGAGAUAAUAAAUAUAUAUGCUUGUUUCUUUCUA